Molecule: messenger RNA, 3444 nt
Organism: Ogataea angusta
Lineage: Eukaryota; Fungi; Ascomycota; Pichiomycetes; Pichiales; Pichiaceae
Exons: 1
Coding region: 1-3444 (1147 amino acids)
Source: RefSeq, a predicted model, not a curated record
AUGGAAGCCAUUGCAUCACUCGACCCACUCAUAAAAGCAGUCUACUUGAUGUACAAAAGUGAUCCUCGAUUUCUGAGUCACAGCAUUGCGGAGAUUGUGGGGAUCUCUACUAUGGAUGUGAAAAGAAGGGUCUCUGAUCAAUCCACCAGCUCCAGCGGUUCAAAGAGUUCACGAAGCUCCGGGGAGACCAAAAACUCCAGAAAGAGAAUACUCGGCCGGUUGCAUGCUUCUAAUGAGAAGCCCGAAACCUUCUUCAUUGAGCUGGCAAAUAAGCUAGACUCGCUUGCUAAGGGCUACCAUACGGAGAUAGAAGAUUGGGGUAUGAGCGCCGAGGAGCGAAAAAUAUUUAUCUCCAUGCUACUCACAUUCAGGACUCUAUACAAUCCUGUGGAACAAGAUAUUAACAGACUGAUAAACGACUUUCAGUUGGUGGCAGCAAAGAACAUUCAUGCGAGAGAUCCGUCCAAUGCAUCUGUUCAUCUCGUUUAUCUUGCUCGAUUCAUUGACUAUCUACUCAUUUUGAGGUCCUCCAGUCAGCAGAAGGACAUACUCAUAAUGCACAGGAACGAAAUUUGCGCUAAGAGAUUUUAUCCUCAAAUAAGGAUCCAAGACUUACCAAAAUUUGAGGUUAUCUCCAAGGUGUACGGCGUCGAGUUUCUGCAUCUAAACAAUCGUGUUUUGGCCUUAAAGGGUGAAUGCCGAGAAGUGGACAUCAUCUAUGAACUAGAGAAGAAGGAUACAAGACAUCGCUUCAAGGAGUCUGAUUUUUCUGAUCCGGGCGAUUAUCGUGAAUGGCUUCAGGGUAGAAUGCGUUUUUUUCGCAAAGCCUUGGACAGAUUUCAGCAAGAGCGAUUUCACUUCAACGUGAGUAAAUCUUCUCCACGCCCUGUAAGUCCGAAAAACCGUUACCAGACUUUCGAUUCUGUGCUCGACGUAUUUAUGAAUGGUUCCACAAUGUGCCCUGUCUGUCAGGAAAUCAUCAAAGAUUGCAUGUUUGUUUGGCAACUAGAUGGCUACGAAGUUUUCAUGUCAGUUAUCAGAGCUUACCUCAGAAGGCGUGAUUACAUUCGCAAAGAUGAUGCUUUGAAGCUUGCAAGAACUUUAUUAGAUUUUAGCGGGCUUCCAUUCAAGCCAGAAAUGUGGCCUAUCCCUAUCAAGUCACAAGUAGGAAUCACAGAAAGCCUGAAUACUCCGAUCGUGCAAAGCCUAGCCCCCAUUAUGGAUGAUUUAUUCAAUCCCGCUACCUUGAAAGAGAUCGUUACCAAACUCAAAGAGGUUCACAGCACAAGCUUUUUUGGAAUUUCAGAGCACUCCAAACUGACCAUUACGCUAAACCUUCCGAAAAUAUCCAAGAAGCGCUAUAAAGCAAUGACAUCUAGUAUCGAAAAAAACUCGGUCACCCUUGAAAACGUUUCAAUGCUGCUAAAUUGUGUGCUCAAAGAUUUACAGUAUUUGUCAACUAACAUACCGUUGCAGUUUGAUACUUUGUGGGAUUUCUGGAUUGUCAAGUAUGAUCUUGCAAAAAGAUCUCUUACCGAUACUAGAAGACUGGUAAGCUCCCUAAUUACCGAAACCAUAAUGGAUGGUUCCGGAAAAUGGAUUAGGAACUACAAAAUUCCCACGAACACUGAAACCAUGAAGUGCAUCCUCUCAAAGAUGGUGCAAGUUCGGGACUUAGCCCGAUUUCCUUUACACGAAUUCUCCAAAAUUGUGGAGCCGUACUUUUAUCCUGACUAUUACUCACUGUGUCAGGAUUGGUGCUUGGAUAUGAUCGAUGAAGCUUCUGAAGUGCUACAGGCAGAAACUUUCGAGUUAUCCAAAGAUCCAUCUUACAGCAACAAAAGCAUUGUUUCACUUUUCAACGUUUUCUUUCGUUAUUUGUCCAAAGUGGAGCGGUUGAAAUGGACUGACAAAUUGCAAAACGCCACUCUUUUUACACUGGUGUGUGGAACCAUCUGUAACAUUCUAAACGAAUAUUGUGAGCAUUUGACUCUGGAUAUCAUAACCAAUUUUCAGGAAACAGAUGCAUCUGAUGUGGACCAGGUGUACUACGUGAAGAUAAGCAACUUGUAUGCCAUACUCCAAAAACUGGAUAUGAUUUUUUGCGACGAUGUAAUUGAGGACAUGUCUUCCGUGAUGGAAUCGUCCAAGACAAAUAUAGGCAGCAGAUUAAUUGUUGUGAAGGUCAAAAGUGCAGAAAUUCUGACUGAUAAAUUUGCACCCACUUCAUAUGUACAAAUCUCCGGCUGUCUUAGCCAAAGAACCAGAGCCAUUCGCGGUGACUGGCUACCUCAAUGGCAAGAAGAGUUUCUUGCGGUCAUUGAUAACAAGGACUCUCAAGUGAUAAGAUUUGAACUGGUCGCAAAUAAUAAUGUGGUAGCGAACUUCGCAUAUGACUUAGAUCUAAAUUCCACGAGUAUUGGAACCGAAAAUACUCUCACACUGACAAACAGCGACUUUAUCAGUUUGAAAUGGUCCUACUGGCAUGAGACCUUAUUGACUGAUCCGCUUCAUUUCAUUGGGACGACUCGAGCUACAUUAAUGGCGUCAAUCCAAAGAAUAAUACCUUUCUUAGGUUCAGAUAUUUGUGGGAGUAUCAAAACACUGUUCACCAAAUCCACCCUAUCCGAAAUGAGAGCAAUGAACUUGGAUAUAUGUAAGAUUGGUGAUUUUCUCAAAGCAGAAGAUAACCCUGAGCAGAUCAUAGAUAAGAGCGUGGUGGAAACUUGUGACCAGAUCAAUACAAAGGUGUCUCAGCUAAAGCCUAUUUUGAAUUGCUUAGCAAUUGAUGAUUUACUGCUCUAUAUCUGGUCUCAAAUAGUGCGUCAUGCCACUGAUUUAGCUAUUCCCCCCCUUUCAUAUCUCAGAAGGAUACGAAGCAAACACGAUGAAUUGUGCUCAAUGAUAGAUUCAGUUAGUAUUGCACCUGUGUCGCCAGAAAUACUCGCCGUAGACGACUUUGAGCGAGUGGUUUCUUGGGUUUAUAAACUGUUUGCUUUGGUUUGCUCUCACUUGACUUCCCAGCGACACGACUCACUGUUGACCUUAGACUUUUAUGGUUUCCUGAAAAUGCGCUCUCUAUACCAUCAAACUCUAUCUGACAUACAGAAAGAAUACAAAUCGUGCGUUGACAGAUGUGAGAGCUUGUUACGGUUCCAGAUGGGAAAUUUUCGUACCAACUGUGGUGUGGCCAAGUCCGUAGCGCGGCAAAGUACUCAGAAGAAGCGCAAAGACUUGUUGGAAGAAGAGACAGAUGUACAGAUGGAAAACCUUGACCUUACCACGAGAGAAAUCUUUCUGAGACUGAUGUUCGCAAAAGAUGGCUCUAGAUCCAUUGAGUAUAUCUCCCGAAGCAUGGAAGAGUUCGAUCGACUGACUAAUGAUAUAAUGACCGGAGAAAAAAAGGCAUCUAAAAGAUCCAGCAGAUUAAAUAGUCCAAUUUAA